Molecule: messenger RNA, 1638 nt
Organism: Ilex paraguariensis (yerba mate)
Lineage: Eukaryota; Viridiplantae; Streptophyta; Magnoliopsida; Aquifoliales; Aquifoliaceae
Source: the annotation of a GenBank genome assembly
AUGGGAGGAGAGUUGUGUGCCACAAUGAGAAGUGGGUUCUGCAAAAAUCUAGGCAAAUCAUGGAAAAAAAUGGAGAGAGGCUUGAAUGAAACAGUUUCAAAGAGCAAGGUUGGCAAGUACUUCAAGUUAGAAGCUAGGAAGAGCUGUUUCACUAGGGAACUAUGCGCCGGCACCGCCACUUUUCUCACCAUGGCAUACAUCAUCACCGUCAACGCCACCAUCCUUGCCGACUCCGGUGCAACAUGCUCGGUCUCGGACUGCACAGCACCGGCGAACCAAACUGCUGGACCAGAGUGCUUGCUCCAACCUAAUGCUGGUUACCAAAACUGUCUCUCAAAAAUCAAGAGUGAUCUUAUUGUGGCCACUGCCUUGUCUGCUAUGAUUGGGUCAUUUGCUAUGGGCCUAUUGGCCAACCUUCCUUUGGGCCUAGCCCCAGGAAUGGGCCCAAAUGCUUACUUGGCUUAUAAUCUAGUGGGCUUUCAUGGAUCUGGGGUCAUGUCCUACCAGACCGCCAUGGCAGUGGUCUUAGUUGAAGGCUGUGCCUUUCUAGCAAUAGCUGUUUUUGGGCUUCGUGCAAAGCUUGCUCGGCUCAUACCUCACCCGGUUCGGCUGGCUUGUGCAGCAGGAAUUGGGCUUUUCAUUGCCUUUGUGGGCCUACAAGCCCACCAAGGUGUGGGACUAGUGGGCCCUGAUCCGGCCACAUUGGUAACAGUCACAGCUUGCACCGGGACAAAUCCGGUGACCGGGGAGUGCACCGGUGGAACGAUGCGAAGCCCUACAUUCUGGCUCGGCUCGAUUGGGUUCGUAAUUAUGUGUUAUGGGUUAAUGAAGGAGAUUAAAGGUAGCAUGAUCUAUGGUAUAAUGUUUGUAACAUUACUUUCAUGGAUUAGAGGCACAUCUGUGACAAUUUUUCCUAACACCCCACUUGGUGACUCAAAUUACAAAUACUUUAAAAAGGUGGUAGAUUUCCACAAAAUUAAGUCCACUGCUGGGGCAAUUAGCUUCAAUAACUUCAACAGGAGUGAGGUGUGGGUGGCCUUGGUGACUUUAUUAUAUGUUGAUGUGUUAGCUACCACGGGCACAUUGUACACCAUGGCGGAAACUGGAGGAUUUGUAGAUGACAAAGGAAAUUUUGAGGGGGAGUACUUAGCCUACAUGGUAGAUGCAGGCUCUACAGUUGCGGGAUCUGCUCUCGGAGUUUCACCGAUUGCCACCUAUAUUGAAUCAUCGGCCGGAAUACGAGAAGGGGGUCGAACGGGAUUAACGGCCGUGAUCAUCGGAAUAUAUUUCUUUUUAUCAUUAUUUUUCACACCCCUAUUGACUAGUGUACCACCAUGGGCUAUUGGUCCAUCUCUAGUGAUGGUAGGGGUGUUGAUGAUGAAGGUGGUUAAGGACAUAGAUUGGAGCAAUAUUAAGGAGGCUGUGCCUGCUUUUGUUACUAUGCUGUUAAUGCCACUCACUUAUUCCAUAUCCAAUGGGAUUAUAGGUGGGAUUGGACUAUACAUUAUGCUUGGAUUGUAUGAUUAUAUUGUGGCUGGGAUUAAGUGGCUGAUCAAGAUGAAGAAAAUGGUGGUCAGGGAACAAAAUCAAGUGUCUGCUUCAGCUGCUGCUGCUGAUCCAAUGGCUGAAAUGAUCUGA